Molecule: messenger RNA, 861 nt
Organism: Dovyalis caffra
Lineage: Eukaryota; Viridiplantae; Streptophyta; Magnoliopsida; Malpighiales; Salicaceae
Source: the annotation of a GenBank genome assembly
AUGGGUUGUCUUGAUGAUGGCUGCAACACUGGCCUUGUUCUUGGCUUAGGCUUCACAGCAACGAACCUAGAGAGUUCAUCAAAGCCAGCUGAUAAGAACGAUCGACUCAUAAGGCCUCAGGUUAAACCAUGCUUCAAGUUUGACCAUAAGCCGUUAAUGACAAGUUUUGAGCCUUCACUUAGUUUGGGUCUUUCCGCUGAAAAUUAUAGCACUCAUGGUUCUAGCCAAAAGACUAAAGGUUGCGAGGAGUCUAAUAUUGGUGCUCACGAUCAGUUGUAUCGUCAAGCUUCUCCUCAUAGUGCUGUUUCUUCUUUCUCUAGUGGUAGGGUUAAGAGGGAAAGAGACCUUAGCUCUGAUGAUGUAGAGGUAGAGAGGGUUUCUUCAAGAGUAAGUGACGAAGAUGAAGAUGGUACUAAUGCAAGAAAGAAACUUAGACUCAGCAAAGAGCAAUCUGCCCUUUUGGAGGAAAGCUUCAAACAACACAGCACCCUUAAUCCUAAGCAGAAGCAAGCUUUAGCAAGGCAGUUGAAUCUGCGACCGAGACAAGUUGAAGUAUGGUUCCAAAACAGGAGAGCCAGGACCAAACUGAAGCAAACUGAAGUGGACUGUGAGUUCUUGAAGAAGUGCUGUGAAACGCUAACAGAUGAAAAUAGGAGGCUACAGAAGGAGCUGCAAGAACUUAAAGCACUGAAACUGGCACAACCCUUUUACAUGCACAUGCCAGCAGCUACUCUCACCAUGUGUCCAUCCUGCGAAAGAAUUGGUGGUGUUGGUGAUGGUACUGCUUCAAAGAGCCCGUUUUCAAUGGCUCCAAAGCCUCACUUCUAUAAUCCCUUCACUAAUCCUUCAGCAGCAUGUUAA